ACCACACGGAAGCAGUUUUUAGAGCACUCAACCUACAAGACGAGUCUCGUGGUCUUUUCAAAAAAAUGGGUGGCUUCUUCUCCAGUCUCUUCUCAGGCCUUUUUGGAACCAGGGAGAUGAGGAUUCUGAUCCUGGGUUUGGACGGCGCAGGGAAAACUACCAUUUUGUACCGGCUGCAGGUUGGGGAGGUGGUCACCACAAUUCCCACAAUUGGCUUUAACGUGGAGACCGUCACAUACAAGAAUCUGAAGUUCCAGGUGUGGGAUCUGGGAGGCCAGACAAGUAUCCGGCCAUACUGGCGGUGCUACUAUUCCAACACAGAUGCGGUUAUCUACGUGGUCGACAGCAGCGACCGCGACCGAAUGGGCAUCUCCAAGUCUGAGCUUGUGGCCAUGUUGGAGGAAGAGGAGCUGAAGAAGGCCAUCCUGGUGGUGUUUGCAAACAAGCAGGACAUGGACCAGGCAAUGACGCCGGCUGAGGUGGCCAACGCUCUGGGUCUCCCCGCCCUCAAAGACAGGAAGUGGCAGAUUUUCAAGACCUCAGCGACCAAAGGCACAGGCCUGGACGAAGCCAUGGAGUGGCUGGUGGAUUCGCUCAAGAGUCGGCAAUAAAUUAUUAAAAAAAAGAAGACACUCGUCCUUUUUGUAAAUACCCUUCUGAAUGAAGCCUUGUGACUGACCUCGCUUCUCAUCUACUCCAGCCAAACCUGGGACUGAAAAGCCUCGCUUCUGCUGUUUACGUGAAGCAUUAUUUGAGCGCGGUGAUGGACAAGUUUACACUUACGACUUAAAAAUAAAACUAAGUAACCUCGUAUGACAUUAUACGCGGGUGCCUUUGGCUGGCUUCAUUCACUUCCAUCACCCAGAAGGAUCACGUUAGUUCCAUGUAAAUAAGCAUCAAAGGCCGACAACACACUCCCAUAGUCAUAGUCCCAAGUCUUUACACAUUAAUAGGCAACAAAGUGUUACUGCAGUCACUUUUUGUACUUUGGUAAAUGGAUUUACCCAUUCCCCCCACACUAAUUCAUUUGUAUUGUGUCUACAUAGUUUGACCACUUUUCUUUCCUUCCGCAGAUUAGUGAAUUUAUGGAACACUUUGUGCAAAUGGUUGCAUAUUUAUACCUGCUUGUACAGUGAAAAUGAUUCUCAGUAAAGACUUUUGGUGAUUGUAA
Messenger RNA from Phycodurus eques (leafy seadragon), 1171 nucleotides. It is a transcript of the gene arl1, whose product is annotated as ADP-ribosylation factor-like 1. The record is from RefSeq and is a predicted model, not a curated record. Gene Ontology annotation, cellular component: cytoplasm; Golgi apparatus. NCBI's taxonomy places the organism in Eukaryota, Metazoa, Chordata, Actinopteri, Syngnathiformes, Syngnathidae. The transcript is spliced from 6 exons. Gene Ontology annotation, molecular function: GTPase activity; GTP binding. Gene Ontology annotation, biological process: intracellular protein transport; vesicle-mediated transport. Bases 66 to 611 code for a protein of 181 amino acids.